AUGGACUCCUUCGCUCCCCGCAAGCUCGCCAGAGUCAGUGAGUCCCCUCCACUUACCUCCUUACCGCAGGGGAUUUUAGCAGAGCUGUUUUCGGCUGCUCGUGAGGAGGCACCCCCCAUCUUGUCCAACAAACACGAGACGGCUGCCAUUUUGGACCGGCACUCGCCCACCGCUUUUCAGGCUGUUCCUGCAUUACAACAAAAAAGGGCACUUACUGAAGUGGAUGCUUCCCAUGACUUGCCUUUACUCCUGCCUGAAAAUAGUGCUGCGGUCCUCUUGGCGACACGGCCUCAGUGCUCCCCAGAGCUCCCCCGCCUUGUUCCUAUUAGGCCUAGGGAACUGGAGCGUCUUUCAUCUGAAGUUGAGGAGCAAAGGAGAAAAGGUACUAAGUAUGCCAAUAAGUUUUAUGCCCUAGAUGCUGACUUUAUGAACCAGCUUCGCAUUCCAGCUGUGGAUGAGCCCAUUUCCGCUCUGCUCUCCCAUGCCCUCUUGCCGCGGUACGGAGAUGCUCACUUUAAGGACCCCAUUGAGCGCAAAUCUGAUCGAGGACAGAUAGGGACUUGUCAACACCCUGUAAGUCUCGGGCAGAGACCAGAGGCUUAUUUCAGCCCACAUCUAGGACUGGUGACCUUCGAAGACGUAUCCUUGCAUUUCACCGAGGAGGAAUCGGUCUUGCUGGAUCCAGGCCAGAGAGCUCUGUACAAGGAGGUCACUUGGGAGAUUCAUGAGAUGGCAACCUUUCUGGGAGAUGUCUGCAGGAUUAUGGCUGAAGGGGAACCAUCAGAAGCGUCAUUGGAAAGAGCUGAAGAGCAGAAGGAGGAAUGGAAAGUGUGGAGUAAAGAUGGAGCAAAGAGACAACAGGGGAGACACACAGAGAAGCUGGGGGAUGAAGCCAGUACUUCUCAGGGAGGUGUAAAUAAAAUUCAGGGGGGUGCUGAUCACCUGAAGGAAAUGAGAGCAUCUCCUAAGUGCAGUAAAAUGUUAACUUGCCAAAAAGCCCUGAAUAUACAACCAGGAUGGCAUAUGAGAGAAAAAGCAUAUAAAUGCUUACAAUGUGGAAAGAGUUUCAGUUACAGUAGGUCCCUUACAAAACAUCAAAGAUCUCAUUCAGGAGACAAACCUUAUGAAUGCUUGGAGUGUGGAAAGAGCUUCAGUCAAAGUGACACACUUACUACACAUCAAAGAACUCAUACAGGGGACAAACCUUAUAAAUGCUUUGAUUGUGGAAAGAGCUUCAGUCAGAGUGGCCUCCUUACUACACAUCAAAGAACUCAUACAGGGGACAAACCUUAUGAAUGCUUGGAGUGUGGAAAGAGCUUCAGUCACAGUGGCCACCUUACUACACAUCAAAGAACUCAUACAGGGGACAAACCUUAUGAAUGCUUGGAAUGUGGAAAGAGCUUCACUCAAAGUGGCACCCUUACUACACAUCAAAGAACUCAUACAGGGGACAAACCUUAUGAAUGCUUGGAGUGUGGAAAGAGCUUCAAUAAGAGUGAUAACCUCAGUUCACAUCGAAGAACUCAUACAGGGGACAAGCCUUAUAAAUGCUUUGAAUGUGGAAAGAAUUUCAGUGACGGUGGCAACCUUACUAAACAUCAAAGAACUCAUACAGGGGAGAAACCGUAUAAAUGCUUGGAGUGUGGAAAGAGCUUCAGUCACAGUGGCACUCUUACUAGACAUCAAAGAACUCAUACAGGGGAGAAACCUUAUAAAUGCUUGGAGUGUGGAAAGAGCUUCCGUUACAGUAACCACCUUACUAGACAUAAACGAACUCAUACAGGGGACAAGCCUUAUGAAUGCUUAGAGUGUGGAAAGAGCUUCAGUCAGAGAUUCUCCCUCACUUUGCAUCAAAGAACUCAUACAGGGGAGAAACCUUAUGAAUGCUUGGAGUGUGUAAAGAGCUUCAGUAAGAGUGGCAACCUCAGUUCACAUCGAAGAACUCAUACAGGGGACAAGCCUUAUAAAUGCUUGGAGUGUGGAAAGAGCUUCCGUCACAGUGACCACCUUACUAGACAUAAACGAACUCAUACAGGGGACAAACCUUAUGAAUGCUUGGAGUGUGGGAAGAGCUUCCGUCACAGUGACCACCUUACUAGACAUAAACGAACUCAUACAGGGGACAAACCUUAUGAAUGCUUGGAGUGUGGAAAGAGCUUCAAUAACAGUGACAACCUCAGUUCACAUCGAAGAACUCAUACAGGGGACAAGCCUUAUAAAUGCUUUGAAUGUGGAAAGAAUUUCAGUGACGGUGGCAACCUUACUAUACAUCAAAGAACUCAUACAGGGGAGAAACCGUAUAAAUGCUUGGAGUGUGGAAAGAGCUUCAGUUACAGUGGCACCCUUACUAGACAUCAAAGAACUCAUACAGGGGAGAAACCUUAUAAAUGCUUGGAGUGUGGAAAGAGCUUCCGUUACAGUGACCACCUUACUAGACAUAAACGAACUCAUACAGGGGACGAGCCUUAUGAAUGCUUAGAGUGUGGAAAGAGCUUCAGUCAAAGUGGCACCCUUACUACACAUCAAAGAACUCAUACAGGGGACAAACCUUAUGAAUGCUUGGAGUGUGGAAAGAGCUUCAAUAAGAGUGGCAACCUCAGUUCACAUCGAAGAACUCAUACAGGGGACAAGCCUUAUAAAUGCUUUGAAUGUGGAAAGAAUUUCAGUGAAGGUAGCAACCUUACUAAACAUCAAAGAACUCAUACAGGGGAGAAACCGUAUAAAUGCCUGGAGUGUGGAAAGAGCUUCAGUCACAGUGGCACCCUUACUAGACAUCAAAGAACUCAUACAGGGGACAAGCCUUAUGAAUGCUUAGAGUGUGGAAAGAGCUUCAGUCAGAGAUUCUCCCUCACUUUGCAUCAAAGAACUCAUACAGGGGAGAAGCCUUAUAAGUGCUUGCAGUGUGGAAAGAACUUCAGUCAGUAUAAGAAUCUUCAGACGCAUCAAAGGAUCCAUACAGGGGGAAAUAAAUAGCCAAAUAAACACUU
This is a messenger RNA of Rhineura floridana, 2987 nucleotides long. Its product is annotated as zinc finger protein 420-like. NCBI's taxonomy places the organism in Eukaryota, Metazoa, Chordata, Lepidosauria, Squamata, Rhineuridae. Bases 1 to 2973 code for a protein of 990 amino acids. The transcript has 5 exons. The record is from RefSeq and is a predicted model, not a curated record. Gene Ontology annotation, biological process: negative regulation of transcription by RNA polymerase II; regulation of immune system process; regulation of cytokine production.